This is a messenger RNA of Mesorhabditis belari, 1149 nucleotides long. NCBI's taxonomy places the organism in Eukaryota, Metazoa, Nematoda, Chromadorea, Rhabditida, Rhabditidae. The record is from the annotation of a GenBank genome assembly.
AUGUCACUCACUUUCCCGCCAUCAAUCGAUCAUUUCGAUCAUCAAAAUCUCUCAAAUCCGUGUCCUUUAAAUGGCUAUAAAGUCAGCUAUUAUGAUAUUUAUCCGAAAUUCGAUUAUGGUUACAUCUACGAUUGUAAUUAUUUCUUCAAUUGGGAAGGAAUGCCGGUGGUAAAUUGGAGAACGAUGAAGAAUUAUGUCUCCACGAUCUAUAUCGUUCCCAUGUUGAUACUUGGAGUCAUCGGAGUCUCAGCAACUCUUAUCUCCGGUCUCUUCGUCAUUCGUACCGACAUUUUGGUCACCACAGCCAAAUAUUACCUUGUUGGCUACUCAACUAUGGCUUGCUACGUGAAUUUGCAAAACUUUUAUCGAGUUCACUGCAUGCUGAGCUUUGAUCCAAACAAUGCUGUCUAUAAUCAUACAUAUAAUAGCUUUCCCUGUUUGAAUACAAAUGGUUACCCCUAUUGUGGAUUUAUGUUGAACGAGGUUUUCACCUCGUUUUGGUUAUCUGCUGUCUACAGCAUGUAUUUGAUCAUCUUUAUCUUGCCAACUAACAGAUUCCUAUCCUACUUUGAAGAAGCUAAACACUACACCCGAUUUUGUCGCUUUCCCUUGCUACAAAUCGUUUUUAUCAUGCUCAUCCCAGCCGUUCCCAUUUUAGCGUUGAUUGGUCAUGACUCCCUCUACUAUCCAGAUCCGCUGAAACGCAUUCCACCACGAGACAAUAUCUAUGGAAUGUUUUGGAGCCCGCUUACUCAAAUGCCAUAUGGUGGAUACUAUCAGCGAUGGAACUUCUUGCAUGAUCUAGAUCCAUUGCUUUGGCUUUUCAUCGCUCCGCAUGUGCUCACUUUCUUCGCCGAGAUCUCUUUCAUGCACAAUGUGAAGAAAUUGGCAACUGUUUCCCCAAAGCAGUCCUACAUGGAGUCAAGACUGGCUAAACAGAUGUUCAUCACCCAUUUGGUGACUGUGAUUGGCUGGCUGAUCCAAUCGAUCUACGGGAUUUUCAUCAUCGAUUUGAGCUUAACGAACGCUUCAAUGACUUGGUUUAUUGUACAAAAUCUCAACCCGAUCUGCUUGGCAAUUGUUAACCCGAUCAUCAUCGCUUACUUCUAUCGACCGAAUCAGCAACUCGUAACCAACAACAAAAGAAUU